Macrosteles quadrilineatus (aster leafhopper) is the source of this 1311-nucleotide messenger RNA. RefSeq lists its product as uncharacterized. Bases 1 to 1311 code for a protein of 436 amino acids. The record is from RefSeq and is a predicted model, not a curated record. The transcript is spliced from 13 exons. Lineage: Eukaryota; Metazoa; Arthropoda; Insecta; Hemiptera; Cicadellidae.
AUGGCGCUGUCUCUAACAGACUUUGCUCUCCUCUCCUUGGAGGUUAUUGACAGUUCUUGUGUCAUACUAAUUGACAUCAUAGAUAGAAGUGAAGACCUCAGUGUAUACACAGCCUCCCUGGUGAUAUUUCUCCUCUCCUUGGAGGUUAUUGACAGUUCUUGUGUCAUACUAAUUGACAUCAUAGAUAGAAGUGAGGACCUCAGUGUAUACACGGCCUCCCUGGUGAUAUCUCUCCUCUCCUUGGAGGUUAUUGACAGUUCUUGUGUCAUACUAAUUGACAUCAUAGAUAGAAGUGAAGACCUCAGUGUAUACACGGCCUCCCUGGUGAUAUCUCUCCUCUCCUUGGAGGUUAUUGACAGUUCUUGUGUCAUACUAAUUGACAUCAUAGAUAGAAGUGAAGACCUCAGUGUAUACACGGCCUCCCUGGUGAUAUUUCUCCUCUCCUUGGAGGUUAUUGACAGUUCUUGUGUCAUACUAAUUGACAUCAUAGAUAGAAGUGAGGACCUCAGUGUAUCCACGGCCUCCCUGGUGAUAUUUCUCCUCUCCUUGGAGGUUAUUGACAGUUCUUGUGUCAUACUAAUUGACAUCAUAGAUAGAAGUGAAGACCUCAGUGUAUACACUGCCUCCCUGGUGAUAUCUCUCCUCUCCUUGGAGGUUAUUGGCAGUUCUUGUGUCAUACUAAUUGACAUCAUAGAUAGAAGUGAGGACCUCAGUGUAUACACGGCCUCCCUGGUGAUAUCUCUCCUCUUCUUGGAGGUUAUUGACAGUUCUUGUGUCAUACUAAUUGACAUCAUAGAUAGAAGUGAAGACCUCAGUGUAUACACGGCCUCCCUGGUGAUAUCUCUCCUCUCCUUGGAGGUUAUUGACAGUUCUUGUGUCAUACUAAUUGACAUCAUAGAUAGAAGUGAAGACCUCAGUGUAUACACGGCCUCCCUGGUGAUAUCUCUCCUCUCCUUGGAGGUUAUUGACAGUUCUUGUGUCAUACUUAUUGACAUCAUAGAUAGAAGUGAAGACCUCAGUGUAUACACGGCCUCCCUGGUGAUAUGUGUGAGGCCCAUUGGAAUAGGAGAAUGUCUCAGACGCAUUCUGGCCAAAUGCAUUAUUUUAGCUUUUGGCGAUGAUGCAAAACAAGCAUUAGGUACAGAUCAACUUUGUGGAGGUCUAAAAUCUGGUAUAGAAGGAGGAAUACAUUUCAUGCGAAAGCAAUAUAGUGAACAUAGUAAUACCAACAAAGAAUGGUGUAUGAUCCUGGUCAACCAGUAUGUGUUUGAGGAGAACAAGAAAGAAAUGGCGGUCAGCGAGAGAAUUUGA